AUGAGUUGUUGGUACGGCUUCAGGAUGGACCUAGGACAGGUUCGUUUGGAAGUGAGGGUAUGUGUGGAAAAAAAAAAUGUCCUCAUCUCUCUGUACUGUUCCAGGUCACUUUUCUAUCUCUCUCAGCUGGCGGUGCCUCAUCUCAUCAAGACCAAAGGAAACAUCGUCAACGUAUCCAGCGUCACCGGGCAGAGAUCGUUCCCAGGUGUCCUGGCGUACUGCAUGUCGAAGUCAGCGGUGGAUCACAUGACCAGAUGUGUCGCUCUCGAGUUGGCCAGUAAGCAGGUCCGCGUCAAUGCCGUCUGUCCGGGGGUGAUAGUAACUGAAGUUCACAAGCGGGCCGGUAUGAAUGAAGAGCAGUACCAGGAGUUCCUGAAGCACACAGAAGAGACGCACGCCCUGGGGCGGGGUGGCAGAGUGGAGGAAGUGGCCCGGACGAUUGCUUUCCUGGCAUCAGAUGCUGCAUCCUUUAUCACUGGAGUGACCAUGCCUGUGGAUGGUGGCCGCCAUGCUAUGUGCCCGCGAUAAUUCUGUAGA
Molecule: messenger RNA, 537 nt
Organism: Nanorana parkeri
Lineage: Eukaryota; Metazoa; Chordata; Amphibia; Anura; Dicroglossidae
Product: dihydroanticapsin 7-dehydrogenase-like
Exons: 6
Coding region: 1-528 (175 amino acids)
Molecular function (GO): oxidoreductase activity
Source: RefSeq, a predicted model, not a curated record